AUGGUGCUCUCCUGCAUCUUCUGCUUCGCGCCCUUCAUUGUGGCCUUCACGGCGGUGUGGGGCGUCGUGGUGGUGAUCUUCAGGGUGGACCACAGCCAGAGCACGCUGGAAGAAUGCAGCGACCUCUACUGGAUCGCCUUCUUUACGUAUUUGGGUCAGCUCAUCCUGGUGGUUUGUAUUUGGGCCUCUUUAUGCUGCAUUGCCACGUCGGCCGGGCUGGGCGUCUUUGUCCUGGGCCGGUAG
Molecule: messenger RNA, 243 nt
Organism: Effrenium voratum
Lineage: Eukaryota; Dinophyceae; Suessiales; Symbiodiniaceae
Source: the annotation of a GenBank genome assembly